AUUGUGAAGGAGUAUGAGAGGGCCAUCAUCUUUCGGCUGGGGCGGAUCCUACGAGGAAGAGCUAAAGGGCCAGGUAGCAUACUUCCCAUCAUCACCUUCACACCCACUGUCCUUGGAGAAACUCUGUGCCUAACACUGUGCCUAUUAGCUAUGAUUCUCUCAAGGUCCCAUAAAAUGACUUUUUAAAGUCUGUAAGAGUAUGAUAUAGACGAGAGUAUGAGAUAGACGAAAAUCGCAUUAAACCGAAUGUGGGUCUGUCUUGAAACCACCUUAGCUGUGAAAGUACGUUAGGAGGAGGAGUCAAGACCCUACUUAGUUUGUAUGUGGUAUGGGGUAAUUCUGCUUUCACCUAUUUGUUUUACAUUGUGGUGGGCUACCACACUACUAUUGUUCUUCCAUUGAACCACUGUGUAGGAGUUCACUGCAACGGAUCUGUUAUGCACUUCCUGUGUUCUAGUUUAAACACUCCUGUGCUGCUGUAGCUUAUGUUUAAACAGAAUUCCAGAACGUAAACCGAAUUCCAGGGUUCAUGCUGGAAUACUUUCAGCAAGCACAUUAGUUAAAAUAGUGCCGGUCUUUCUUUUCAAAAGCAUAGUUUGUGUGGUAGGAUUUUUGCCUUGGUAACACUGUAAAAGACGUCUGGGGUAUAUUUGGUAUGACAAACUGAAUAUACCAGUAGUUGGCCUUCAAAUCGAUCUUCAUGGAAUACUUUGAGAGGUCUCUAUUUAACAAUUAGUCACAGAAUUUGGCAGCAAUUGCAAUCAAUUAACUAAUGAGCUUAAGAGGCUUAAACUAAAUCUCUUGUCUAAAUUAGUGAUCUGAGAGCUCCGCUGCUGUCAGAUACAAACUGAUGUCUUGAUGAGAAGCAGUGGGCCUGAGUCAUAGUACUGAACUGGUAGUGCAGAAUAAACACCCACAUCCCUCCUCAGCUCUCUCUGAUCUUUCUUUUGCCUACUACAAACCGCCUAUUCGGAAGACCAUUUAGUGUAUUUCCUGUUUGUGCUUUCCUUCACUCUAAUGAUAUUACCCUUUGAUUGAUGCUAACUUGAGGUUGCAAUGGGUAUUUGUGGUUGCAAUCUCUCCUAAUUUCUCCAAUGGCCCGAUUCAGUCUUAGGAAAUGUACGCUUUUUUUCUAUGCACACCUUUCCUACGCACUUCUCAGUAGUUGGUAUUCAGAAUUACCUUAUGCAGGAGCAUAACAGGCUUUGCAGGCGUGAUUCCCUUGCUUGCACUGAGCACAUUUAUUUCAACCGUUGAAAACCACCCCACUUGCUGGCCAACACUUUGUCUCGUGGAGUUUUCAUUCAAUGCUGUUUUUAGUAUAUUUAUCUAAAGCAUCUCUUUAAAUUUGGUGUACCUUUUAAUUAGAAUUUCCUCAACAGACUCACUACUACUAAUAUAUGGAGAGAAUGGUUCAGAAUAUUAGGGAUCAAUGAAAGAAACCCAUGUAAAUACACACAUAUUCGUCUCCUUUUCAGUACCAAUUGGUCAAUUUUAAAAUACUCUGAUCUUGUAUAUUAUUUAGGGUUAGGAAAGUAUUUAUGAAUAAUAAAAAAAAAAGUUUGGAGAGCCUUUACGCACAAAAUACACAGAGUAUACAAAACAUUUUUGCAAAUUUAUUACAAAUAAAAAACGGAAAUAUCAUAUUUACAUAAGUAUUCAGACCCUUCACUCAGUACUUUGUUGAAGCAUCUUUGGCUGCGAUUACAGCCUUCUUGGUAUGACGCUACAAGCUUGACACACCUGUAUUUGGGGAGUUUCUCCCAUUCUUCUCUGCAGAUCCUCUCAAGCUCUGUCAGGUUGGAUAGGGAGCGUCGAUGCACAGCUAUUUUCAGGUCUCUCUAGAGAUGUUCGAUCGGGUUCAAGUCUGGGCUCUGGCUGGGCCACUCAAGGACAUUCAGAGACUUGCCCCGAAGCCACUCCUGCAUUGUCGAAGCCACUCCUGCAUUGUCGUCGUCGUGUUGGAAGGUGAACCUUCGUCCCAGUCUGGUGGUCCUCAGUGUUCUGGAGAAGGUUUUUAUCAAGGAUCUCUCUGUACUUUGCUCCGUUCAUCUUUCCCUUGAUCCUGACUAGUCUCCCCGUCCCUGCUGCUGGAAAACAUCCUCACAACAUGAUGCUGCCACCACCAUGCUUCACCAUAGGGAUGGUGCCAGGUUUCCUCUAGAUGUGAAGCUUGGCAUUCAGGCCAAAGAGUUCAAUCUUGGUUUCAUCAGACCAGAGAAUCUUGUUUCUUGUGGUCUGAGUCAUUUAGGUGCCUAUUGGCAAACUCCAAGCGGGCUGUCAUGUGCCUUUUAUUGAGGAAUGGUUUCCGUCUGGCCACUCUACCAUAAAGGCCAGAUUGGUGGAGUGCUACAGAGAUUGUUGUUCUUCUGGAAGUUUCUCCGAUCUCCACAGAGGAACUCUGGCGCUCUGUCAGAGUGACCAUCAGGUUCUUGGUCACCUCCCUGACCAAGGCCCUUCUUUCCCGAUUUCUCAGUUUGGCUGGGCGGCCAGCUCUAGGAAGAGUCUUGGUGGUUCCAAACUUCUUCCAAUUAAGAAUGAUUGAGGCCACUGUGUUCUUAGGGACCUUCAAUGCUGCAGACAUUUUUUGGUACCCUUCUCCAGAUCUAUGCCUCAACACAAUCCUGUCUUGGAGCUCUACGGACAAUUCCUUCAACCUCAUGGCUUGGUUUUUGCUCUAACAUGCAUGCUGAAAAUACAAUAUUUGUGGUUAUUGAAAAUAGAUUUCAUAGCGGAUUUUCUACAGUAUACAUUGCUUGUUUUGUCACAUAAACAGAAGUUAGGCAAACUAUUAGAAUUGUAUGGAAUCAUGUAGUAACCAAAAAAGUGUUAAACAAAUCAAAAUAUGUUUUAUAUUUGAGAUUCUUCAAAUAGCCACCCUUUGCCUUGACAGCUUUGCACACUCUUGGCAUUCUCUCAACCAGCUUCACCUGGAAUGCUUUUCCAACAGUCUUGAAGGAGUUCCCACAUAUGCUGAGCACUUGUUGGCUGCUUUUCCUUCACUCUGCCGUCCGACUCAUCCCAAACCAUCUCAAUUGGGUUGAGGUCGGGGUAUUGUGGAGGCCAGGUCAUCUGAUGCAGCACUCCAUCGCUCUGCUUCUUGGUAAAAUAGCCCUUACACAGCCUGGAGGUGUGUUGGGUCAUUGUCCUGUUGAGAAACAAAUGAUAGUCCCACUAAGCCCAAACCAGAUGGGAUGGCGUAUUGCUGCAGAAAGCUGUGGUAGCCAUGCUGGUUAAGUGUGCCUUGAAUUCUAAAUAAAUCACAGACAGUUUCACCAGCAAGCACCCCCACACCAUCACACUUCCUCCUCUGUGCUUUAUGGUGGGAACUACACAUGCGGAGAUCAUCCAUUCACCCACACCGCGUCUCACAAAGACACGUCGGUUGGAACCAAAAAUCUCCAAUUUGGACUCCAGGCCAAAGGACAAAUUUCCACCGGUCUAAUGUCCAUUGCUCGUGUUUCUUGGCCCAAGCAGGUCUCAUAUUAUUAUUGGUGUCCUUUAGUAGUGGUUUGUUUGCAGCAAUUCGACCAUGAAGGCCUAAUUCACACAGUCCCCUCUGAAAAGUUGAUGUUGAGAUGUGUCUGUUACUUGAACUCUGUGAAGCAUUUAUUUGGGCUGCAACUUCAGAGGCUGAUAACAUGAAUGAACUUAUCCUCUGCAGCAGAGGUAACUCUGGUUCUUCCAUUCCUGUGGCAUUUUUCAUGAGAGCCAGUUUCAUCAUGUCUUAUAGUAAUGAUGGACUGUCGUUUCUCUUUGCUUAUUUGAGCUGUUCUUGCCAUAAUAUGGACUUGGUCUUUUACCAAAUACGACUAUCUUCUGUAUACCCCCCUACCUUGUCACAACACAACUGAUUGGCUCAAACGCAUUAAGAAGGAAAGAAAUUCCACAAAUUAACUUUUAUGAAGGCACACUUGUUAAUUGAAAUGCAUUCCAGGUGACUACCUCAUGAAGCUGGUUGAGAGAAUGCCAAGAGUGUGCAAAGCUGUCAUCAAGGUAAAGGGUGGCUAUUUGAAGAAUCUCAAAUAUAAAAUAUAUAUAACACUUUUUUUGGUUACUACAUGAUUCCAUAUGUGUUAUUUCAUAGUUUUGAUGUCUUCACUAUUAUUCUACAAUGUAAAAAAUAGAAAAAAUUAAGAAAAACCCUUGAAUGAGUAGGUGUGUCUAAACUUUUGACUGGUAAUGUAAGUGGCUGAAUUAAUAAGGCGACGGGGCAUCAUAUUGGGUUAGCUUUCUGACGUGUUUGAGAAGUCAAAGCCCUUUGGAUGGGUUAUUUGUACAGCUGCCACUUCUAUCUUGAUUUCCUUGCAUUUUUUCUCCUCUCCGUUCUCGGCCUAUCUGCUCCUCCCCCUUCCUCUCUGAGCACGGCAGGCUCGUUGCCCUAGCGACUCCAGACUCCACACAGACACAGCAUCUAGACAUUCUGCUGGAGAGCCAGUACUGUUCUUCCUUCAGACAAGCAUGCGUCAUAACUUUGUUCAUUUGGACAAUGUCUCUCGUUCACAUUCAUUUGUAAAUGUCCAAACUCACCAAAAAUGACAUUUGGUAGCUCCUACCUAUAUAUGUAUAACUUUAUGAGCUGGAUUGCCUGUCUUUGCAAUUUGCAUUUGCCUAAUAUGAUCCACUGUUGCUAGCGAUCCUCAGGAACAACCACACGAAUGUGACAGAGGAAAGAAAGGUAAACUAAUGAUGUAAUGGAAUGAUGCAAAAUGUAAGGAAGCUAACACUAAAGUGACAGUUAGGAAUGUAUGUGGGUAUAACUAACGGUGGCUACCGAUAGUGACUAAUAUUUAAAACGAUACAAAUUGUAAAAGAAUACAAUGUAAAGAAAAGUCUGGGCAUAUAAUUGAAGCAUUCUACUAAUCAAAAAUCAACUCUGUAGAUUUGGCGCUAAACUGUCAUUUGCGCAUGGCUAAAGAAGCCUAUAACUUGGGAAGAAGCCUAUAACUUGGGACUCCAAAUGUCAUCCCUGCAAGUUAUAAGGCCAGUAUUUCGUAAACUUCACUGUGGAAAAGGUGUUGAUUUGCUUCAGUUUGCUGCCAUAUGACUGGUUUGACAUUUGUCUCCAGUGAUCAUAAGGUAAAAUGGAUCUAAAACAAUUGUCAUUUAUAUUUACAAUCCCCUUAUCCAAACGGCUUACUCAUUUACCUAGCUCUUAUCAAUAGCUCUUAUCAAUUAGUAAAUUACAGUGCAUGGAAACUGGUGUUAUUUCUAUCAGAGAAAAAAAAGAAAGUAGAUGUUGUUCCACUUGGAACCGACAGGUUGCUUGACCUUAUUCAUCGUGCGUAAAGGUGGUGGAAUUAUGAGGGAAUGAAGUCAAGGUCAGAAUACGGCGUAUCUGCAGACACACCUCCGUCACACCUUCAUUCCUUUGAUCUCCACCCCAAACGUAUAGCGGGUUAAUAGCAUGCUAUUCUCAUGCUUAAGUUCAAGGUCAGAAUACACGUAGAGAGAAAAGUCUAUAAAAAGGGAAUUAUGUUCCAUUUAUGCGCUUAAUUCGUGUCGGAAUUCCCCCCUAGCUGAGCAGAGAGCAUGCCUAUCUCUUUGUAGUUGGAGUGGAAAAGUUAACAUUUCACCCUCAGUAUAUAGUGGCAUUCUUAAGAUAGUUGAUUGAUUAGCUGUAUUUACACUUUAACAAUGUGCAAGAUACGCUAUUCCCAUACAAAUCUCCAACCUUCAGUGUAACUAUAAAGUGGCCACAGUAGUCUAUCUACCAUAGCCAGGUUAUGGACCUCAAACUCUCAAGCCUUGCUCUCCAUGGAUGAAACAUGAUCUAGCAGGAUUCCGGAACAGCCGCAUGAUAACAGCCUGAGGUAAUAAUAGACCCUGUCCAUCUGUCACGGAGGGACCCUCAACUUCCCCUGCUGCCCGGAGACACAAACACCAAAGUUUAGUUUAAUAUUUGGUUUGGCCAACUAAACUCUGCUCAUUAUCUUCAUGGUCUUCCCCUCUCUCUCCAUAACACGUCUUGUCCAACUGCCAGAUAAGAUCUUUUAACAGAAUCAACUGUUUUAAGUCAGGCUAUGGGCUAGUCAGUAGUCAUUGCAUUUUAUGUUAGAAGUUUCCCUGAUGCUUUAUGCAUUGGUGUUACUCUGCAUUAGCCUAAACCAAGUUGUUGUGGUGAGUGAUCCAGUGCCAUUUUUAGGGUGGGAAUCCAUGGAAUUUUCCAUCAUAUCACAUGAUGCUUUGCAUAGCAAAUUCAGAGUAUACUCCUGUGUUGCAGACUUGCAGUACAGUAGAACCAGGGCCAGCAGCUGGCACUUGGCUGAAGUCCCAGCUGGGAAGAAUUAUUCUAGAAAGAGAAGGAAAUGUUUACAUUAGUGAAAGUUGCAUGGGACAAAUGCCUCUGUUAAAGGGAUACUUGGGGAUUUUGGCAGUGAGGCCAAAAUCCCGAAGUAUCCUUUUAAUCCCCUUUCUUUGGCCUAAGCUACAUUAUCUUACACACCAUCAUGCCCAGCACUCUGUGUUUGUACUGCACUGUACUGUACUGUAUUGUACAAUGAUGAAUCGGAGUGUGUGCAAACAAAGAGGAGUUAAUGAAUGCAGGAUAUGUAUACUGUCAUGAUCAACAACAGUCUGGUUGUGUGAGACUAACUAGCUUUAAGCGUGGCUGUUAAACGUGUGUGUGUGUGUGUGUGUGUGCACCCCACAGGCCUGUUCUUCAUCCUGCCGUGCACAGACAGUUUCAUCAACGUGGACAUGCGCACCAUCACCUUCGACAUCCCGCCACAAGAGGUGAGCCCCCCCCCCAUUACCUUGAUUACUCUAUCAUGUAAUACCAGUUAUGAUCAGUGUUGUCAGUAGUAACUCAUUUCUCCUUCUCCCCAGGUUCUGACUAAGGACUCAGUGACGGUCAGUGUUGAUGGUGUGGUGUACUACCGUGUUCAGAAUGCCAUCCUGGCUGUGGCCAACAUCACCAAUGCUGACGCUGCCACCCGCUUGCUGGCACAGACCACCCUGAGGAAUGUCCUGGGCACCAAGAACCUGGCUGAAAUCCUGUCUGACCGUGAGGAGAUAGCCCACAGCAUGCAGGUACUGGACCACAGCAUCCUACUACUCACUCUGUACUGACCAUAACCUGGCCAUACACACGCACCAUACUUCACAGCAUGCAGGUACUCUAAUGCACUGUGGUCUGUUCUUUGUUUAAUCUUGCUAUAGCAACUUAAUACCACACUUUGCAGCAAGCCAUAAUUGCCAUAAAACAGGAGAUGUUGCUAGAGUUCACUAAAUGCCACUAGGUAGCAAAGGUGGAGGGGUAUGUCUCAUGAUUAACAAGUCAUGGUGUGAUUGUGGUAGCGUACAGGAACUCAAGUCCUUUUGUUCUCCCGAUCUGGAAUACCUCAACAAUUACCUCCCGAGAUCAUUUUGUUUGGUUAUUGUCACUGCCGUGUAUAUUCCCCCCCCCCCCCCCCAAGCCGACACCACGACAACUCUCAAGAAACUACAAUGGACUGUGCAAACUGGAAACCGCAUAUCUUGUGGCCGUGUUUAUUGUAGCUGGGGACUUUAAUGAAGGAAAUCUUAGGAAAACGCUUCACAUGCGCUGAAUUGGUCACGUGCUGAAUACAACAGCUGUAGACUUUACAGUAAAAUGUUACUUACAAGCCCAUUCCCAACAAUGCAGAGUUAAAAAGUAAGACAAAUAUUUGCUAAAUUAAAAAGUAAAUAGUAACACAAUAAAAACAAUAACAAGGUUAUAGACAAGGAGUACCAGUACCGAGUCAAUGUGCCGGGUACAAGGUAGUUGAGGUAAUUGAGGUAAUACAGUAUGUACAUGUAGGUAGGGGUAAAAGGGAUUAGGCAAUCAGGAUAUAUAAUAAACAGAGUAGCAGCAGCGUAUGUGAAGAGUGUGGAAGUGUGUGUGUGUGUGACAUCAAUAUGUGUGUGUGUGUGUUUUGGAGUGUCAGUAUAGUAUGUGUGGGUAGAGUCCAGUGAGUGUGCAUAGAGCCAGUGCAAGAGAGUCAGUCCAAAAAUUAAAAAUACACUUGCUUCAGGGCUCGGGUAUUUUCUGUAUACCAGGGAGCUAGUUUCUUUUGAUGAAUGUUUUUAGCAGUGCGACUGCAUCUAGGGUAUUACGCAAGGUUACAUUUAGAUCCUCGGUUAGGUGGUUAACAGAUUGUUUUACUCCGGCGCCCUUGGGUAGGUGGAGGGAGUCUGGAAGUGCACCUAGGAAUUUAUAGUGCUGCUUUUGAUAAUCCUUGGUUGGGGUCUGAGCGAAUAAUUUGUUCCGAUUGCAAACGUAAUAAGAUAGUGAUUCAAUAGUCAAGGAUUAUGAGGAAAAACAUUUAGAUCCACAAUAUCUAUUCCACGGGACAAACAUAGAUCCAGGUUAUGAUUGUGGCAAUGCGUAUGUCCCGAGACAUGUUGGACAAAACCCACUAGUAAUGGUGCGGGUAAUAACUUUUUAUCUGUUUGUGCUAGAAACAAUUUGUUUUCUCUGUAGUAAUGGUUCAGCCGUGACAGUAACGAAUCUGCACUCGCUUUUUUCUCGAGGGCACUCGGAAACAACGGUACAACGAAGCCUAAUCAUGACAACAAUUUUUUCUAGGCGCACUGGUGCUCAUAAAAUUACAUUUAAUUUCAGGUCACACAGCAAAACAUUUAGGAGCAUAUGCGACCAUAAUGGUUGCACUUUAGAGCCCUGUCUGGGCCUAUUAGGACCUGAGGUUUCAAAAGGACCGUGUUGGAUGUAGAGUUCAAUGUCUUAUCCCCUGCGUUUCCUCAGACUACCCUGGAUGACGCUACAGAUGACUGGGGUAUCAAGGUGGAGCGAGUGGAGAUCAAGGACGUCAAACUGCCCCAGCAGCUCCAGAGGGCCAUGGCUGCAGAGGCCGAGGCUAGCCGCGAGGCCAGGGCAAAGGUACGGUACUGACACACAUACAGACCAGGGUAACACACACACUUGAAUAUACAGGCAUUGGUCUUUAGUCUAUUUUUCAGUCCCUUGAGUUGAGGUAAUCCUUUUCCUCUGAGUGAAAAAUCCCACUUGUCUUCUAUUAUAUCAUUUGUUGAUUUUAUUGACUCCCAAAAUAAAUCAUCCAGAUGAAAAUGUUUUCUUGAAGGGUCAACACGUCAUCUCCCUUGUUCCUUAGCAACCGGUGGUCAUGUCGUAAGAACCCGAGAGCAUAGCAGGUCAAAAGCUGGGGCUCCUCUGCCCGAGUCUCCUCCCAUCGGCCAUUACACAAAUUGGAUAUCAUCUUCAAUCUGCUGGUUAAAGAUAAGAGGGCUCCCUGGGAUUGAUUUAUUUAAUCAUCCACUCUCACUCUGGAUACUCUCUAUAUGCUUACAUUCACUCUCACUCUGGGUACUCUCUAUAUGCUUACAUUCACUCUCACUCUGGGUACUCUCUAUAUGCUUACAUUCACUCUCACUCUGGGUACUCUCUAUAUGCUUACAUCCACUCUCACUCUGGGUACUCUCUAUAUGCUUGCAUUCACUCUCACUCUGGGUACUUUCUAUAUGCUUACAUUCACUUGAUCUGUGGAUGUGUGUGAAGAAGAAGCCGAAGCGGCGGAUCGGACAGUGAGGAGACAGACAGGAUGUUCUGGUGCUCACCUCUCUUAGAGGCUUUUAUUUACAAUAUUAACAGGUGCAGGACUAAUUGGCCAAUAAACUUUGUACAGAAAAUAACAAACAGGAUGUUGACAAAGACUUUCAAAGAUAUUCUCAGUAUAAACUAUUCUGGCAACAACUCUUUGCCUCUAACAAAACUUGGGUAUAACUCUACUUUAGCCAACCUGUUAGCUGCCCAGCCUGCUCUCCCCCGGGCAAAAGCCAACAACAUCCUAAGUACUCUUUCCAGGAACUCCCUUCAGCUAGGAAUGUUCCAUCAUGAUAGCCCCAAAACAAAUUUCUACCAUAAAUGCGUAAUUUCCCAUGGACAUAUAACAUCAUAAACAACUGUUUUACAUAAACACACACUUCAAUAACUUGUGCCAUAACUUCUUCUUUAAGUCACACAAUACACAUUCAUGAAGUAAUUCACCCCCGGGAUAAUUCAUCACUUUGGUUAUUCCCGUCAACCAAUAAAUGUUCCUCGAUGACUCGUAGACUAAUUUGCGUCAUGCGUAAAGCACAGCGGCACUUCAACAAGGAAACAGCGCGGCGCUUCAGACAAACACACAAGGUAUGUUAAAUGAUAUGAUUAUACUCUACCAACACAUUGAUCGUUAUUCUAUUAAUAUAUUUCACAUUGCUAGAGCAUGUACGUUUAAAUGGGCAGCUUUAUACACUGUAGAAACAUGGUUAACAAGUUACAUUGUUUUAGUAAUUGGUGUGCACAACAAACACUCGACUUUGGCGCCUUAUGUCAAAGUAUUGUUGGCAAACGGAAUGUGCUACUCAAUCCAACAUAUUCUCUUUUGUUUCAGGAUUCUUGGCUAUACCUUAAAGAGAUACAGUGGGGGAAAAAAGUAUUUAGUCAGCCACCAAUUGUGCAAGUUCUCCCACUUAAAAAGAUGAGAGAGGCCUGUAAUUGUCAUCAUAGGUACACGUCAACUAUGACAGACAAAAUGAGAAAAAAAAAUCCAGAAAAUCACAUAGUAGGAUUUUUAAUGAAUUUAUUUGCAAAUUAUGGUGGAAAAUAAGUAUUUGGUCAUCUACAAACAAGCAAGAUUUCUGGCUCUCACAGACCUGUAACUUCUUCUUUAAGAGGCUCCUCUGUCCUCCACCCGUUACCUGUAUUAAUGGCACCUGUUUGAACUUGUUAUCAGUAUAAAAGACACAUGUCCACAACCUCAAACAGUCACACUCCAAACUCCACUAUGGCCAAGACCAAAGAGCUGUCAAAGGACACCAGAAACAAAAUUGUAGACCUGCACCAGGCUGGGAAGACUGAAUCUGCAAUAGGUAAGCAGCUUGGUUUGAAGAAAUCAACUGUGGGAGCAAUUAUUAGGAAAUGGAAGACAUACAAGACCACUGAUAAUCUCCCUCGAUCUGGGGCUCCACGCAAGAUCUCACUCCGUGGGGUCAAAAUGAUCACAAGAACGGUGAGCAAAAAUCCCAGAACCACACAGGGGGACCUAGUGAAUGACCUGCAGAGAGCUGGGACCAAAGUAACAAAGCAUACCAUCAGUAACACACUACGUCGCCAGGGACUCAAAUCCUGCAGUGCCAGACGUGUCCCCCUGCUUAAGCCAGUACAUGUCCAGGCCCGUCUGAAGUUUGCUAGAGUGCAUUUGGAUGAUCCAGAAGAGGAUUGGGAGAAUGUCAUAUGGUCAGAUGAAACCAAAAUAUAACUUUUUGGUAAAAACUCAACUCGUCGUAUUUGGAGGACAAAGAAUGCUGAGUUGCAUCCAAAGAACACCAUACCUACUGUGAAGCAUGGGGGUGGAAACAUCAUGCUUUGGGGCUGUUAUUCUGCAAAGGGACCAGGACGACUGAUUCGUGUAAAGGAAAGAAUGAAUGGGGCCAUGUAUCGUGAGAUUUUGAGUGAAAACCUCCUUCCAUCAGCAAGGGCAUUGAAGAUGAAACUUGGCUGGGUCUUUCAGCAUGACAAUGAUCCCAAACACACCGCACGGGCAACGAAGGAGUGGCUUCGUAAGAAGCAUUUCAAGGUCCUGGAGUGGCUUAGCCAGUCUCCAGAUCUCAACCCCAUAGAAAAUCUUUGGAGGGAGUUGAAAGUCUGUGUUGCCCAGCGACAGCCCCAAAACAUCACUGCUCUAGAGGAGAUCUGCAUGGAGGAAUGGGCCAAAAUACCAGCAACAGUGUGUGAAAACCUUGUGAAGACAUACAGAAAACGUUUGACCUGUGUCAUUUCCAACAAAGGGUAUAUAACAAAGUAUUGAGAAACUUUUGUUAUUGACCAAAUACUUAUUUUCAACCAUAAUUUGCAAAUAAAUUCAUUAAAAAUCCUACAAUGUGAUUUUCUGGAUUUUCUUUUCUCAUUUUGUCUAUCAUCGUUGACGUGCACCUAUGAUGAAAAUUACAGGCCUCUCUCAUCUUUUUAAGUGGGAGAACUUGCACAAUUGGUGGCUGACUAAAUACUUUUUUUCCCCACUGUACAAUAAAGAGUCUCUCCAACCAAUAAUUUGUUUCAGUGUCAUUGUCUAUAAGUCAUGGACAUGCGCUCCAUGACAAUGUGGAAUUCUUGCUCUCUCUCUCUCCAUUAUCUAUCUUCAUUACUUAAUGGUCAUUACCUAACCUCUUUUUCUUCCAUCUCUCCCUUCAUCUCUCUAUCUGUCCCCCUCCUUCCUGCCUUCUGUGUGUAGGUGAUAGCAGCGGAGGGGGAGAUGAACGCUUCGCGGGCUCUGAAGGAGGCCUCUCUGGUGAUCGCUGAGUCUCCAUCGGGCCUGCAGCUGCGCUACCUGCAGACCCUCAACACCAUAGCUGCUGAGAAGAACUCCACCAUCAUCUUCCCCCUGCCAAUGGACAUGAUGCAGGCCUUCAUGAAGAGAGACUGA
Molecule: messenger RNA, 12404 nt
Organism: Coregonus sp. 'balchen'
Lineage: Eukaryota; Metazoa; Chordata; Actinopteri; Salmoniformes; Salmonidae
Source: the annotation of a GenBank genome assembly